Rhineura floridana is the source of this 1875-nucleotide messenger RNA. RefSeq names its product egl-9 family hypoxia inducible factor 2 (gene EGLN2). The record is from RefSeq and is a predicted model, not a curated record. The transcript is spliced from 6 exons. Lineage: Eukaryota; Metazoa; Chordata; Lepidosauria; Squamata; Rhineuridae. Bases 376 to 1317 code for a protein of 313 amino acids. Gene Ontology annotation, cellular component: nucleus; cytoplasm. Gene Ontology annotation, molecular function: L-ascorbic acid binding; peptidyl-proline 4-dioxygenase activity; ferrous iron binding. Gene Ontology annotation, biological process: peptidyl-proline hydroxylation to 4-hydroxy-L-proline; cellular response to hypoxia.
CGAGCUGCGCGGCGGGGAGGUCGGUGUUGAAGGGGAGGACUACGCAUGCCGUGGUCGCUCUCGACCCCUCUCCUCCUUGGGGCGGCACUGAGGACUAGCCCCUUGGCCUCUCCUCCCUAACCGCGCGGCGGCAGAUUAGCGAGCCGGGGUCUGCGUCGGCUAUGCUGGGCUGAGGAUCCCCUCCGCCGCCCAAGUCUCCCCGCGGGUUCGCGUAGGCAAGGGGGCUGACCCCUCCCCCAGGGCUUCAGGGCACGAUGGCUUUCCGAGGUGGAGCCGCCGCUCCGUGACCACCCCCCGGCUGCCCCCCCACCUGGCCAGCGUGAGACCCGGCUGCGACAUGGCGAUGGCCCCCGCCAGGUGCCCCAGGGACCUGCCAUGGAGGAUUCCUGCCCCACGGGCUCUGUAGGCUUUUCCUGCCAAAGCAUGGGCCGGGACAGCCAGGGCAGAGGCUCCUGCUCCCUGGAGAGCGAAGGGGCUGCGGUCGGGGGCCUCCUGCUGCUGGCGCUGACUGGGCAUCGGGAGCCAAAGCGUCGGAGGCCAGAACAGGGCGAAGCGGAGGAGGAAGGAACCACCAAGCGCCACCGAGCAGAGCCGGGGAGUCGGCGUGUGCCCACCAGCCGGCUGGCGCUGGCCUACGUGGUACCUUGUAUGGACUUCUAUGGGAUCUGUGUCAAGGACUCGUUCCUCGGGGAGGCUCUGGGCACCCAAAUCUUGGUGGAGGUGGAGGCCCUCAACCGCAGCGGCAAGUUCCGCGAUGGGCAGCUGGUGAGCCAGAGGACGGUUCCCUCCUGCAGCAUUCGGGGAGACCAGAUUGCUUGGGUGGAGGGGCGAGAGCCAGGCUGCCAAGCCAUUGGCACUCUCAUGGCACGUGUAGAUGAGCUCAUUUUGCAGUGUGCCGGGAAGCUGGGGGGCUACGACAUCAACGGCAGGACCAAGGCCAUGGUGGCAUGUUACCCUGGCAACGGCAUGGGUUACGUGCGGCAUGUGGACAACCCUCACGGAGAUGGGCGAUGCGUCACGUGCAUAUAUUACCUAAACCGGCAGUGGGAUAGUAAGAUUCACGGCGGCAUCCUGCAGAUCUACCCAGAGGGCCGGCCGGUCGUUGCAAGCAUUGAACCGAUUUUUGACCGGCUGCUCAUCUUCUGGUCUGACCGGCGCAACCCGCAUGAAGUGAAACCAGCCUAUGCCACAAGGUAUGCCAUCACAGUCUGGUAUUUUGAUGCGAAGGAGCGGGCGGAAGCCAAAGGGAGGCACCAGCUAGCAUCGGCUCAGAGGGGAGGCCCCUCUCAUGGGACUCAGGCAAACAGCCCGACUUGACAGGCGGCUGGAUGGCACUGUGGAGUCCCGACAGCCCAAGGCCUUCCCUCUCUUUGGCCAUUUCAAGCUGCCUGUUGCUGCUGCCUGCGCCUGCUGCUGCCUGCGCCUGCUGCUGUCCCCAACCCUGGCCGGCUGCAGCUGGAGGGUCUCUGGUCAGAGCCCAGCAGGAGGAAGAGGAGGUUGUCAAGAGAGAGCUGGACCCCAAGAAGGGAGAGUGCGCGCGCGUGUGUGUGUGUUGUGUGAGGAUGGACAAGGGGGUCCGUAGGAGCAGCGGCCGUGUGAGGGUCCUUUUGCGUUUUCUCUGCAGAGUGGGAAGGGAAGCCCCGGCGUGUAAGGGGCACCCUCCACCCCAGGGACUCUUCUGUCCCCACCCCACCCCCUGCGUCACUGCGAUUGCUUGGUCCUGCUCAUUUUAAUCCAUCUGUGAAUGGAGAGAGAGAGAGCAGGAACCGAGGGAGCGAAAAAGACCAGAGCAAAAAGAGACAGGAAGAAGCGACAGAGCGAAUCUUUGCAUGAACUCUGAGAUGGGAUGGAAUAAACAUUACCUCAUGAAAAUGG